UAUAAGUAGACUUAGGGCCCGUGAUUUUAAUUUGCUUUAACUAUUUAAAAUGCUUAUCAAUAUUGUAAAGCGUUUGGGCACUGGUGUCCACCUGCUUAAAACGCAAUCAAUUGCAGCUGCUGUAAAUUGCAGUAUUUUAAGUACGAAUCAGCAUCGCGGAGCUGCAAAAUGGUAUCCUGAUCCAGAGUUUAUGAAACAAUUCAGUGGUCCGGUUAUGUAUCCCGAUGAAGUCACCUCAUUGUGGAAAGUGCCACCAUGGAACAACAAAAUGGUACCAGUGGAAAAAUCUGUACGCAACUUGACUUUAAAUUUUGGACCACAGCAUCCAGCUGCACAUGGUGUACUCAGACUUGUAUUGGAGCUCGAUGGUGAGACUGUAAUUCGUGCGGAUCCACACAUCGGGCUACUGCAUCGCGGUACCGAGAAGCUAAUCGAAUAUAAAACAUACACUCAGGCUCUGCCAUACUUUGAUCGCUUGGACUAUGUGUCAAUGAUGUGCAAUGAACAGUGCUACUCGUUAGCCGUCGAGAAGUUACUGAAUAUCGAUGUGCCUCUGCGAGCAAAAUAUAUUCGAACAUUGUUUGCUGAAAUAACUCGCAUUCUAAAUCACAUUAUGGCUGUUGGCACUCAUGCGUUGGAUGUUGGUGCAUUAACUCCCUUCUUCUGGCUUUUUGAGGAGCGUGAGAAAAUGAUGGAAUUUUAUGAACGCGUCUCUGGAGCACGCAUGCACGCAGCAUAUAUUAGACCUGGCGGUGUGUCUUUGGAUAUGCCGCUGGGAUUAAUGGAUGACAUAUAUGAAUUUGCAUCGAAAUUCUCCGAAAGACUGGACGAGGUUGAAGAUGUUCUAAGUACAAAUCGCAUUUGGGUGCAGCGUACUGAGAAUAUUGGUAUUGUAUCUGCUGAAGAAGCUCUGAACUAUGGCUUCAGCGGAGUCAUGUUGCGAGGAUCUGGGAUUAGGUGGGAUUUGCGAAAACAGCAGCCAUAUGAUGCCUACCAUUUGGUCGAUUUUGAUGUGCCCAUUGGCACUAAAGGAGAUUGUUAUGAUCGCUAUCUCUGUCGUAUUGAGGAGAUGCGACAGUCGCUACGGAUAAUUGAUCAGUGUCUAAACAAAAUGCCUGCUGGGGAAAUAAAAACGGACGAUGCAAAAGUUACGCCUCCGUCUCGUUCUGAAAUGAAAACUUCGAUGGAAGCUCUUAUACAUCAUUUCAAGCUUUUUACCCAAGGCUAUCAAGUUCCACCAGGGGCAACAUAUACAGCGAUUGAAGCGCCAAAGGGAGAGUUUGGAGUAUAUUUAGUUGCUGAUGGGUCCAGUCGUCCUUAUAGAUGCAAGAUAAAAGCACCUGGAUUUGCACAUUUGGCUGCGCUUGAAAAAAUUGGAAAGCAACACAUGUUGGCAGAUGUUGUUGCUAUUAUUGGCACACUAGAUGUCGUUUUUGGAGAAAUCGAUCGAUAAGAAUAUUGGUUAAUAUAAAUACCUACAUAUAAAUUUGUAAUAUGUAUUGUGCAUAUUUGCUAACGGAAAAUAUAUAUAAACCGAUUGAAUUCGAGAUAAAAAA
Messenger RNA from Drosophila busckii, 1556 nucleotides. It is a transcript of the gene ND-49, whose product is annotated as NADH-ubiquinone oxidoreductase 49 kDa subunit. The record is from RefSeq and is a predicted model, not a curated record. Bases 50 to 1453 code for a protein of 467 amino acids. Gene Ontology annotation, molecular function: quinone binding; NADH dehydrogenase (ubiquinone) activity; NAD binding. Gene Ontology annotation, biological process: mitochondrial electron transport, NADH to ubiquinone. The transcript is spliced from 6 exons. NCBI's taxonomy places the organism in Eukaryota, Metazoa, Arthropoda, Insecta, Diptera, Drosophilidae.